Molecule: messenger RNA, 260 nt
Organism: Opisthorchis viverrini
Lineage: Eukaryota; Metazoa; Platyhelminthes; Trematoda; Opisthorchiida; Opisthorchiidae
Exons: 2
Source: RefSeq, a predicted model, not a curated record
AUGGUAUUCAUGGAUGUGACAGCGAAAAUCAUGCUUGGAGAUGAGGCUCUGUGCUCUAACUGUCCGGUCGUGGUGGACAGUGGACAAAGCUUGAACAGCGCUCCGGAAGCGCAAAUCCGCCAGAUCAACGGUCAAUUUCUGUUUGCACGGGAAGAUGAAGGAUUAUUCUAUCUAAACUGCGCGAACAAAUGCAAGGGUCGCCCAAUUACACUUGUUUUUUCUGAAGAUGCACAGUUUGCACUGGACAAUUAUUUCCUGGA